This is a messenger RNA of Humulus lupulus (European hop), 804 nucleotides long. RefSeq lists its product as uncharacterized. The record is from RefSeq and is a predicted model, not a curated record. NCBI's taxonomy places the organism in Eukaryota, Viridiplantae, Streptophyta, Magnoliopsida, Rosales, Cannabaceae. The transcript has 2 exons. Bases 1 to 804 code for a protein of 267 amino acids.
AUGGUGCAAACAUAUGAUUUUGUCUUUAGCUUUCAUUUGGUGAAGAAUAUUCUUGGGAUCACAAAUGAGUUGUCACAAGUCUUACAAGAAGGUGAUCAAGAUAUUGUGACUGCAAUGGAUUUAGUUAAAAUAUGCAAGAAACAACUACAAAUGAUGAGAGACUAUGGAAGGGAUUCUUUAGUGGAAGAAGUUUCUAAUUUUUGUAUGGAGUUCAAUAUUGAUGUUCUUGAUAUGAAUCAUAUGUAUUGUCCUCAAGGAAAAUCACGACGCAAGGCUCCAAAGCUUACAAAUUUUCACUACUUCCAUGUUGAUUUUUUCAAUACAGUGAUAGAUUUACAGCUACAAGAGAUAAAUAGUCAUUUUAAUGAGGCUAAUAUCGAGUUGCUACUUUGUUUAGCAUGCUUUUCUCCAGCUAAUUCAUUUUCUAGUUUUGACAAGGGAAAGUUAACCCGUCUUGCUCAGCUUUAUCCAUGUGAUUUUUCUACAAUGGAUUUAAAGUUUUCAGAAUUGAAAGAGAUGGUUGAUCUUUCAAAGAAACUAGUUGAGACAAAAAAAGAUAAGGUAUAUCCACUGGUUUAUUUGCUUAUUAAAUUGGCAUUAACGCUUCAAGUUGCAACAACUUCGGUAGAAAGAGCAUUAUCCGCAAUGAACAUUGUGAAUAAUCAAAUGCGCAACAAAAUAGGAGAUCAAUGGUUGAAUGAUAGUCUCACUGUGUAUCUUGUGAAUGAUGUAUUCAAUGCUAUUGAUAAUGAGCCUAUCAUCCAUCCUUUUCAAAACAUGAAAUCUCCUCUACGACAACUUUAA